Carassius gibelio (silver crucian carp) is the source of this 388-nucleotide messenger RNA. Its product is annotated as histone H4. Bases 27 to 338 code for a protein of 103 amino acids. NCBI's taxonomy places the organism in Eukaryota, Metazoa, Chordata, Actinopteri, Cypriniformes, Cyprinidae. The transcript has a single exon. Gene Ontology annotation, cellular component: nucleosome. The record is from RefSeq and is a predicted model, not a curated record. Gene Ontology annotation, biological process: nucleosome assembly. Gene Ontology annotation, molecular function: structural constituent of chromatin; protein heterodimerization activity; DNA binding.
CUCGAUCGAAACUAGAAAUCUUCAUCAUGUCUGGAAGAGGCAAAGGCGGUAAAGGACUCGGAAAAGGAGGCGCUAAGCGUCACCGUAAAGUGCUUCGCGAUAACAUCCAGGGAAUCACCAAACCCGCCAUUCGUCGUCUAGCUCGCCGCGGCGGAGUCAAGCGCAUCUCCGGUCUGAUCUACGAGGAGACUCGCGGUGUGCUGAAGGUGUUCCUGGAGAACGUGAUCCGCGACGCCGUCACCUACACCGAGCACGCCAAGAGAAAGACCGUCACCGCCAUGGACGUUGUGUACGCGCUCAAACGACAGGGACGCACCUUGUACGGCUUCGGAGGAUAAAAGACGAAAACCACAAACCCAACGGCUCUUUUCAGAGCCACACACUCCCA